UGAGCUAGCACAGAGCAAAGGGCAAGAACUACACUUGGCUAUUAUGAAUGUGUCCACGACUGAAACUCAAGCAAACAAAUCAGAUUUAAUACAAACACUAGUAGUUGUAAAGGGAAGCCUUUAUUUGGCUAACUUCAUAUUCAUAACUGCAUUGAAUAUAUUAAUAAUCAAGACUGUGAGACAGAACUCUAAAAUGGUGAAGGAAGUGAGAUACUUCCUCCUAUGCCAUCAUCUUCUCUGUUGCUCUUUAUUCUGUUGCUCUGGCAUGGUGUCCAACGCGAUACAAACAUUUAAAGUGCAACAAUUCUGGAUCUGGAUCACCUUUGGAGUACAAACAGCAGUUGCAGAAGCAGUGCUGGUAACGCUGGCUUUGAUGGCAAUUAACACUUGCUUAGCAGUUUGCUGGCCUUUGAGAUACCUGGCCUUUGUACACUUGGUGAAACGCAAAGCUAUAGCUUGUGUUUGGGUCGGGACAAUCCUCAAAUCUGCAUGCUUGAUCAUUGUGGAACGUACAGAAGGAGAUUCGAGGGACAUAUAUGAAGCAGAGCUCUCUUGCCCAACUAUCCUGGGUAGUGAUUUUGCCAAAAUAACCGGAAGUAUUCUCAUUUUGCUUCUUGCAGCCGUCAUGGUAACUGCUUAUUUUCUCCUGUGGAGAGAAGGAAAGCUCAGCGGUCAUUUUAACUGUUCAAAUAAGAAGGCCAGAAAAACAGUCAUUAUUCAUGGUGUACAAAUGAGCUUCCAUAUUCUUCCAUCCUUAAUCUUCACAGCCAUCGGAAAAGGAUCAGAACAUGUUCUGAUAAAAUUUGGAGCUUUUGUUGUUUUCUUACUUGCACAAAGCUUCAGCCCUGUGGUUUAUGGGCUGCGGAACAAAGAACUUCUGGACAAGAUAUGUGUCAGACGAGAAAGAAAUCAAUACAGUAACUACUUGGUAAAGUACAACAAUUACCCACCCCAACUUCAGAUGGUAAAAGGUUCAGCAAAUGGGUGAACCGUUUCUCAGUGUAGUGCAGAAGCACUUUCAAGUCAGCAUUAGCCUUCAUUAAACCAUAUCACACAUCAAGGGAUAAUUCAACUCACACAACUGCAUAUACCAACCUAUUAUUUUUAAAACCAGAUUUUCAGCCCCAAAGCUAGAAGCCUUGAGUGCUAUAUUUUUGCUUUAAAGUUUAAAGGGUAACUCAUGGAAAAGACACAGCACAAGAAGUAAAGGAAACCAUGGAAAAAGAGAGGGCAAGGCUCUGCCAGACAGGCUACUAGAAAUGGUACACUCUGG
Messenger RNA from Podarcis muralis (Common wall lizard), 1273 nucleotides. The record is from RefSeq and is a predicted model, not a curated record. Lineage: Eukaryota; Metazoa; Chordata; Lepidosauria; Squamata; Lacertidae.